AUGGAAAUUCAAAAGGAAGCUACAGAAGCAUUUGUGCAAGGAUUAUUACCCGAAAUCGCUACGAGAUUACGAAUCGAAAAAUACACUUCAUUAGAAGACGCGAUUGAGAAAGCCAUACGCAUCCAGACAGAAAUUAAGGACGAGAAUGAACGAUUUCGAAGACACAGCCACAAUGACGAUAAAAAUCCUAAGCGAUGGGACAAUAGGAAUAGAAACGACAAUCCUCCUCAGGACAGACAGAAUAGUAAUGGACAUAAUAAUAAUAACCGGAGGACAGAUAAUCAGACUAACAGUCCCAGACGUUACGAAGAAAGACGCGGUGACCUCCGCGACCGUGACCGCGAACGUGAUCGCAACCGUAACCAGAACCCUGAAAAUGGGAAAACCUGCAGAUAUUGUAAGAAACCAGGGCAUCUAGUAGAGGAGUGUUGGAAACUCCAAGCUCGCAAAGAAUAUGAAAAGCGGGCAUCACAAAGAAAAGAGACGGAAACCAACCAGGCCCGUCAACGGACCGCGCGGGGCAGGGCCCGUCAACAACUCCAAAUCGCGGAACUUAUCCAAUAA
Messenger RNA from Ceratina calcarata, 564 nucleotides. RefSeq lists its product as uncharacterized. Gene Ontology annotation, molecular function: zinc ion binding; nucleic acid binding. The transcript has a single exon. The record is from RefSeq and is a predicted model, not a curated record. NCBI's taxonomy places the organism in Eukaryota, Metazoa, Arthropoda, Insecta, Hymenoptera, Apidae. The coding region runs from base 1 to 564 and encodes 187 amino acids.